Eutrema salsugineum is the source of this 1891-nucleotide messenger RNA. Its product is annotated as 60S ribosomal export protein NMD3. Gene Ontology annotation, molecular function: ribosomal large subunit binding. Bases 125 to 1675 code for a protein of 516 amino acids. Gene Ontology annotation, biological process: ribosomal large subunit export from nucleus. The record is from RefSeq and is a predicted model, not a curated record. Gene Ontology annotation, cellular component: nucleus; cytoplasm. NCBI's taxonomy places the organism in Eukaryota, Viridiplantae, Streptophyta, Magnoliopsida, Brassicales, Brassicaceae. The transcript is spliced from 2 exons.
CCCUAAAAAAAAGAAAGCCUCAUACCAAAGUUUUAAGAAAGAAAAAAAAAUCUUCGCCGCUCUUUUUGGCUCUUCUCCUUCCCUCUGCAUCGCGCCGCCUUCUCCCUUUCUCAAACUCGCUCAGAUGUCAGUAAUGGAUCAACAAUCAGGGAUGUUCAAGGUUCAACAAACCAUAGGAAGCGUUCUGUGUUGCAAGUGUGGUGUUCCCAUGCCACCAAACGCAGCAAACAUGUGUGUAAACUGUCUCCGUUCAGAAGUCGACAUCACCGAAGGUUUGCAGAAAAGCAUCCAAAUCUUCUACUGCCCUGAGUGCGGUUGCUACUUGCAGCCACCAAAAACAUGGAUCAAAGCUCAAUGGGAAUCGAAAGAGCUCUUGACUUUCUGCAUCAAGAGGCUCAAGAAUCUCAACAAAGUGAAGCUGAAGAACGCUGAGUUCGUCUGGACCGAGCCUCACUCCAAGAGGAUCAAAGUGAAGCUGACUGUUCAAGCCGAGGUUCUUAACGGAGCUGUGCUUGAGCAGUCUUACCCUGUUGAGUACACUGUGAGAGACAAUCUUUGUGAGUCUUGCUCGAGGUUUCAGGCUAACCCUGAUCAGUGGGUUGCGUCUGUGCAGCUUAGGCAGCAUGUAUCUCACAGGAGGACUUUCUUUUACCUUGAACAGUUGAUUCUUAGGCAUGAUGCAGCUUCACGAGCCAUCAGGAUUCAGCAGGUUGAUCAAGGGAUUGAUUUCUUCUUUGGGAAUAAGAGUCAUGCUAAUAGCUUUGUGGAGUUUCUACGGAAAGUUGUCCCGAUUGAGUAUCGUCAGGACCAGCAGCUUGUGUCUCAUGAUGUCAAGAGCAGCUUGUACAACUACAAGUACACUUACUCUGUUAAAAUCUGUCCCAUUUGCCGUGAGGAUCUUGUUUGCUUGCCUCAGAAAGUUGCUAGCGGUUUAGGAAACCUUGGUCCGCUUGUGGUGUGCACGAAAGUAUCUGAUAACAUCACUCUGCUUGAUCCUAGAACCUUAAGGUGUGCGUUCUUGGACGCGAGGCAGUACUGGAGAUCAGGGUUUCGAUCCGCGUUAACAAGUAGACAGCUCGUGAAGUACUUUGUGUUUGAUGUGGAACCACCUGUUGGUGAAGCUACUGUCGGCGGACAAAAGUAUGCUCUAUCUUAUGUCCAAAUCGCACGUGAAUCAGACAUUGGUAAGAUGUUUUAUGUCCAAACUCAUCUAGGACACAUUCUUAAGCCAGGUGAUCAAGCUCUAGGCUAUGACAUUUACGGAGCAAAUGUGAACGACAAUGAAAUGGAGAAAUACCGUCUGAGUGUGAAGAAUGGUCUUCCUGAAGCGAUUCUGAUCAAGAAAUGCUACGACGAGCAUAGAGAGAGGAAGCAGAAGAAAACACGUUCGUGGAAGGUUAAGAAGCUUCCGAUGGAAGUGGAUGAUUCAAGAGGCAGGGUUGAUCCAGAGAAGAAUGAGAAGGAGUAUGAAGAGUUUUUGAGGGAUCUUGAAGAGAACCCUGAGUUAAGGUUCAACAUUUCCUUGUACAGGAACAAGGAUUAUCAAGAGUCCGAGACUGCUUCGAUGACUGAUGGAGAAGGCGCACCUUCUGUGCCUAUCGAAGAGUUGCUUGCUGAGCUUGACCUCAGUGCUGAGGAAGAAGAAGACGACGAUGAAGAGGACAUGGCUGAGUGAUUUGCGUUCAAUUCGACACUCGAGGUUUGAUCACAAAAGGUUUUGGCAUGGUUCUGCUGUUUUGUCUCACUUGCCCUUUAGUUUUGUCCAAGUUUUUGUUUUUGUUGUAAGCUCGAACAGUUUCUGUUAUAGGUACUAUAAUGUCUGAAAAUUUUCUGGAUAUUAUACUCUGUUUGAAAUUUUGAUUUUGAAUGUGUAGUAAUACGUUUGGUGAUU